CAGCAGGUUAUGGACCACAUAGCCGCGGUAACGGCCGGGAUUGCGUACAUCCCGGCCGGGAUCAUCUACGGAUAUCUGCUGCUGCUGCCAACGGUUCAAGACAAGCAGAUCGCCUGCCUGUACGAGGAAACGUACUACUGGCCGCACAUUAUCGCGAUCGUCGCAAUGCUCAUCACGGUGGUGCUUACCAACGGGCUCAAGCUCAACUAUCGCAAGACGCAGUUCAUCCAUCUCUACCUGCAGCUGGCCGCGACCGUGUUCUCGCUGACUGCCGGUCUCGUCUUUCUGCUCGUCGACGAUGUGGUGCCGGCGAUCUACCUCAGUGCGAUCGCCUUUGGCUUGACGCUCGUGCCAGGCCUCAGCUACCUGCACAUCCGCUCUCGCGCACGUCACCGCGUGCUGCUGAUGUCGCUCUGUACCGUCUGGUUUCUAGCCGGUGUAGCAGCGACGGCAACAAUCGUCGAGCUCGCCGCCACCAACGCCGAUGGCGAGGAACAGCUGCAUCAGAACGUAGCGAUCGCGCUGCUCACCGCCAGCACCUUGAUGCUGGUGCUGCUCGGACUCGUAGAGCUGCUGCAGCGCGAAACGAUCGUCGACUACCGGCGACCAUUGGACUACGACACCGCAAUGGCUCACGACAGUGGACGGUUGCUGAACCCGGACCGGCGCUCCUUUGCGCCGUACGCACAGUUCGGACGAGCUGCUCCAGCACUCGGCAAAGGUGUCACGGGUACGGGUUGGUCCACGGAGCGUAUUGUUAGUACCGGAGCGAAUGACACGGGCUGCCGCUACCGCACACUGUGGACGGUGUACAUGAUUGGGACAAAGUUGAUCGGAUUCCUCGCCUUCUACUGGGUGUUUCUUGUGAAGGGCAUCAUGGCUAGUCAGCAGGUGUUCGAGAAGGAAGAUGUCGGGUACGUGCCGUUCUGGUUGAUGGUGGGCGGUGCACUGCUUACCACACUGCUUGGACUACGGCUCGCACCGAAGAUACUGUUCCUGGGUGCCUCCGUUCUGUACGUGAUAGCGCUUGUGCUAGCGAUCGCCUUCUACUCGGCAGAUCUGAUCGAUCUCGAGUAUGGUAUCGCUAAGCUGCUCUUCUUCGCGUUUAUUGGCGCUGCCUUACCGCUGCCGGCUAUUAACAUUUUAGAGCUGGCCCCGCUCAACUGCAACGAAGCAGCGCUUGCGCUCGGUACUGCACUGGAGCUACUGGCCAUCGCCUUGCUACAGUACUACGGCACCAACGAUGGUACACUGUUCGGGAUGGAGGAGUUGGGCGGUACAACGGUGGUGUCCAAAAAUCAUAAGGAUGUGAUCGCAGCCCACUACAUUACCGCGAUAGUGCUCGGUGUGGUGUGUGCCGUCGCAACGCUCUGGCACAUGCCGAACACUGGCCGGAAGUCACUGCCAGAGAUCGAGUCCGAUCUGGCCCGGAUGCGUUCCUACUUUGCGUUCAGUCGUCGCCAUCAACCGCAACAGCUUCCGCAGCCAACGACGUCCAAUCCCGAGCUUCAGGUCGAGAUUCCACACACGAACGGUCGUCUAGCGGCGGAUGAUGUGCUCGAGGAGCAGCAGCCCACGGCCGCUCACGAGCAGCAAUUGAGUGCAAGAAAUGCGGCCCGGUUUGCCGCCCUCUAUCCCGACUCACCCGAUCCUCGCGAUCCGCGCAACGGAUCUUACCACAGCCCAACCAGCGACAGUCCAGCCGCCCGCAGUCGCAGCCGCAGCCCGUACAAUGACUUCGAUCAACAUCUGCACUACCAUCAGCAGGAUCCACACCUACACCAUCAGCACCAGGAGGCGCUGCGCCGUCAGCACGAAGCCAACUACCUGAACGCUCGGCUCCACCAGCGGUCGCUCGACUCACCCACCGGUUCCGACCAAAUGCUCCGUGCCCGGGCCCUACCGCCCGAAACCAUCAAACCGCUGCCGCUGCUGCCCCCGCUAGUGGCCCGCUCGUCCCAGCGUUCCGAACCGCCGCUCGGUUCGCUGACGGUCAAGUCCGAACCCAGCACCAUGCUGCGGCCCGCACUGCUGACACAGAAAAGUGACGCACCGGCGCCGCCCCCGAUGCCACCGGCCGACUAUCUUACCAAGUCGUUGCCGCGCGUCAAAGCCGUCCGCCAGUCGCGCAUACCGCCGAUCGUACCGAAGCCGGAACCGGAGGCGGAGGUGAUCGUGCCGGGCGUCGAAUAUUCGCACAACCUUGUACCCAGCCAGUUUCUGCGCCAAUCGCUGCAAAAUUCGCAACUAUUUCGCUAG
Messenger RNA from Anopheles maculipalpis, 2259 nucleotides. RefSeq lists its product as uncharacterized. The transcript is spliced from 3 exons. NCBI's taxonomy places the organism in Eukaryota, Metazoa, Arthropoda, Insecta, Diptera, Culicidae. The record is from RefSeq and is a predicted model, not a curated record. The coding region runs from base 10 to 2259 and encodes 749 amino acids.